CGACACCUCAGCCGCGCUUUACGGCCGUCGCGCGGCCCCGGGCGCUUUACGGCAGCGCGACCCGGGCGCGGCGGGCGGAGCGGGAUGAGCUUCUACGACGCGUUUCGGGGCUUCUUCGGGUUCCCGGGGCGGCGCAGGCCCCGGGAUCCGCUCUUCGGCGGCGCGGCGUGGGACGAGGAUGAUGAUGAUGAGGAGGACGGCCCGUCCCUGGCGCAGCCCCCCCAGGACUUCUUCGGCUUCGGCUUCGGUCCCGGCGGGUCCCGCGGCGCCUUCGAGGAGCUGUUCCGCGACAUGGGCGAGCUCCUGGGCGUCUUCGGGGGGGCCUGGGCCGGGCCCCCGCAGCCCUUGGAGCCCCCCCUGCCCGCUCCCGGCGAGGGGCGGCCGCUGCGGGACUCCAUGCUGAAGCACCCGGACAGCCCUGCUCCCGGCGCGGUCCCGGGAGGUCCCGGUGACCCGGCCCGGCCCUGGAGACCCUUCCCGGGGUUGGAGGACGCUCACCCGGGGCCUCCGGACGUCAAGGAAGACCAAGACCUGGACUCCCAAGUCUCCUCUGGGGGGUUGGGGACCAUCCUGAGACCCGAUGAGCCCAAGUCCCACUCCUACUUCCAGAGUGUCUCUGUCACCAAAGUGACUCUCCCUGACGGGGCGGUGGAGGAGCGUCGGACCGUGCAGGACAGCCAGGGCCGGCGGGAGACGACGGUGACGCGCCGGAGGGGGGACCAGGCCUUCAUCACCACCACCAAGGAGGACGGGCAGAGCAAGGACUACCGGGAGGAGGUGGUCAAUAUGGAUGACCGGGAGCUGGCCCAGUUCGCGGGCACGUGGCCACGGCAAGACGAGCUCCGCGCUCCCAACCUGAGCGAUCCCUCGUCCCUGCUGGGCACCUUCUUCCGACGCUGGUUCUCAGGCUGGUAGCUGUGCCCCACCCCGGCUGAGCACCCCAUGGGUCAGAUCCUGCUGGGAGCUGGUACCCACGCCGGGGGGCAUGUCUGCCCAUCUUCUGGGGCGCUGCGGGGAGCCCUGUGGGGGCCGAGUGCGUGUGUGCGUGUGUACAGAGCAAUAAAAAUCUAUUUAUGCUAACA
Messenger RNA from Calidris pugnax (ruff), 1082 nucleotides. RefSeq names its product HCLS1 associated protein X-1 (gene HAX1). Gene Ontology annotation, biological process: regulation of actin filament polymerization; negative regulation of apoptotic process. The coding region runs from base 85 to 915 and encodes 276 amino acids. The transcript is spliced from 8 exons. Gene Ontology annotation, cellular component: clathrin-coated vesicle; actin cytoskeleton; mitochondrion. The record is from RefSeq and is a predicted model, not a curated record. Lineage: Eukaryota; Metazoa; Chordata; Aves; Charadriiformes; Scolopacidae.